UGGGAAAUGUAGUGCUAAUUUAGAUACUAGUAUUUAAGUAACUGACGGGCUCCUCGAGGGACUGGCGUUUCCCCAUAACUUGGCUGUUUUAUUCCAAGGCACUACACGCACUGUGCGUAAUUAGACUGUAUAUCUAUAGACUAUGUAACGAUAUAUAUUAUUUUUUCCUGAAGCAAUACUUAUUAGUAAAAAAAACCCAAAAAAACACGAAACGCUGUUAGCCCGUCCCCAAUGAAGCCAAAAAUACAUUACAGGGAAUAAUGAAAUUAAACAGUGCAUUAUAAGUACAUGCUUAGACUUUUGAAAAUGACAAAACAAACACAGGGAAAAUUAGCAUGCGUGAAAUUCACAGAAGUCUGAGACUAUUUUUGAACCUCUGAGACUGGAACCUAAACAAAAUUCGUUUCGGUUUCUCUAUCGGAAGGAAAUCAUUGCGAUACAACCAGGAAGUGACGGAUCCUGAAACAUAUUUUGGAUUGUCAAUUUACAGUUACUUCGCAAUAUAUUUGUAAAACCAUAGCCCCCACAAUGUCUUCCGAUUUUGAAUCAUACGAACAGGAUUUUGGAACGCUGACAGCUGAGAUUACAAAUAAAAUUGGAAGAAUUCCUAAACUCGCUAGCGAGGAGAAGACGCAGCUGGUUUUAAAUGUUGACAAACAGCUUGAAGAAGUCAAAGAGCUGCUGGAGCAGAUGGACCUGGAGGUGCGCGAGAUUCCCGUACAGAGCAGAGGGAUGUACAACAACAGACUGAAGAGCUACAAGCAGGAGGUGGAGAAACUGGAGAAAGACUUUAAAAGGUCACGUAUCGCCUACAGUGACGAGGUGCGGAACGAUCUCCUGGGGGACGGAGGGAGCUCCUCGGAGACUCAGUUGAUAAAGUUACGUGAGGAGAGAGCGCAUCUGUUGGACAACACGGAGAGGCUGGAAAGGUCAUCUCGGAGACUGGAGGCCGGCUACCAGAUCGCCGUGGAAACAGAGCAAGUUGGGCAAGAAAUCCUGGCCAACCUGCACGGUGACCGAGAGAAGAUCCAGAGGGCGAGAGAGCGGCUGAGAGAGACAGACGCCAACUUGGGGAAGAGUUCCAGGAUUCUGACAGGAAUGCUGAGAAGGAUCAUCCAGAACCGUGUCCUCCUCUUCAUCCUGGGAGCCAUCAUCCUCCUCACCAUCAUCCUGGCUCUUUACUUCAACCUGAGAGGACACUGAAGGACCCCGCCCCCUCCCCAACACCACCACUUCUCCCCCCUAGUACCCCCCCCCCUUCCCACAUGAUUAAUAGUGACAGAAGAGUUUGGUCUGGAGUAAUUAGGACAAAUUGGUCACAUGAAUCAUCUUUUAUGCCGUGACAAAGGGGGGUGGGGGGGGUCUCCAGCCAGACCCCUCACACAGACUCUGGACGUCUCUCCCUCGCUCUCUGUCCAUCCUACCGUCGUUAUUGUCAUUCAACUAUCUUUGCACGGGACCCCCCUCCCCCCUGUAGAAACACACAAUCGAUCGCCGUGGCUGUCUGAAGAUUGUUUGAGGUGGUGGUGGGUGUGUGGGGCAGUCGAAAGGUCGGGGGCGGGUGACGCCACCGUCGGCACAUGCAGGUGGCCGCCAUUUUGUUUUGCGAAAGAAGAGUCUCGGGGUAGUCUCUCGGGGUAGCCUCUGUGCGACUGGAGCUCCUUUUUAUACGGUAAAUGUUUCCAUGGACGUGUCCGGAAUGCAUUUAAGGUUUAUUUUAAGCAAUGUCGACCAUCGGGGAUGUGGGCAAUAUAGACAAUAAGACUUGCACAGUUAACUGAUAAAGUCAUCAAAUGCACUGAGGUACAAUGCUUAUUUCAGUAGGUAAAGUAGUAUCACUGGUGACCAUGCUCAUCACAGUUAUAUUGGCACAAAGGGGCUCUGGUCAGUAUCUUGGAGAGGGGUUUUCAAAAAAAUUAUACUCUCAUUCGCAAGUAUGUAUUUUAUGAUAGAAACAAUAAAUACAGUAAAACCAUUCGUUUUUUGCUACACUUAGUUCAUUCCUGUUAUGUUUCAUAAUUGUAUCUCUUUCGAAAUGUGAGCUAACAUGACCAGUCUUGGUUUUUCCUCAUAAUGCACAAUAUCUAUAGCGGAGCAAGCAAAACUUUGGAAAAAAUUACAAUGUUAUUUCACAGAUUGUCAUUUAAUAUAAAUACUCGUAGAGAAUGAAGCUAGUGUGUUUCAGUUGUCCGGCUCAACGUGGUCUGUGUGACCUGGGUCAAAUAUUUAUUUGUUUUGGAUUCAAAUACUUUUCCACGCUUUACUGAGCUUGUCUGGUGUAUUGGAACCUAUGAAAUACUCUCAAAAAGUGCAAACCCCACCUUCUGGUCCUCUCAGUUGGCUCAUUUGCACCUGGCCAAGAUCAGAUCAGUCCAGUCAAUAUUUGAAUCCAAAACGAUGACGUAUUUGACCCAGGUCUGGUCUGUGUAUAGGCAGAGUUCAGCGUCAUGGCAGCGGGACCGACUCGCAGUAAGACACCUCUGAAUCCAUUAGAGGCCUUUAAAAUGCGUUAUAUUGUUCUCAUAAAAUGAAAAGUGGUGGGCCCCGUCGCGCUGGCGUUUAGCGUGUCUAUGAUAUACGUCUCCCCGUAAAGACGUAUCUCGCUCUCACAGAGACAGGAAGAACCAGGCCCAGGCCCAUAGCCUCACCUCAGAGGGGGGGGGGGACAACACCAACCGACGCAUACCUCUUUCCAAGAUUAUCACGUUCGGGUUCUUGCAGUAUCGAAUUGUGCUUCGUCUUCAAUUUUGAAAUAAAGACGCAAAAGCCAUCGUUCUUUUUAACCACAACAAUGGUCACGGCGGAUUUUAGCGAUUUGUUGUCGCUCUUCGUUUAUUUAUGUUCCGUUUGCGGCCUCUCGGCUUCCGCGGACGCGCGCGACUCAUGGCGGGGUGCUGGGGGACGGGCGGGGGGACACGGCGGCGACGGAGGCCAUUUGGUAUUCUGUUUCAGGGCCGGCGGAUUGUCUUAUUUUGGAAGCGGCGUGGUGGGGGGCUCUGUUUCUGCUGCGGCCGCGCCGGCUCCCGGCUUCAAAGCCUCAAAUUAAUGGGCAACAAAAUAGUGCGGCUCUGUCUGUCCCAUGUGGGGCUAACCCGUCGAGAGUUAUCAUUAAGCUGAGGAAUAAUAAAGAAAGGAGGAGGAGGAGGAGGAGGAUUCCUGCCAGUUUGACAAACCUCAUCAGAUAAUGACCGUUGCAAAUAGCGUAGCGUUUGCAUUUGUGUGUGUUUGCAUGUGUGUGUGAUUGUGUGCACAUGCGUGGACCUGUGUAUGUGUGUGUGUGUGUGUGGGGGCAUGCGUGUAUGAGCACCCUCACCUGUGUGUGUGUGUGUCUGCACGCAUGCGUAUGUGCGAGCACCCCUGUGUGUGUGUGCGUGCGCGUGUGUGUCUGCGCGCAUGCGUAUGUGCUAGCGCCCUCCUCGCCUGUGUCUGUGUGCAUGUGUGUGUGUAUGUGUGUGUCUGUGUGUGUGUGCGCGCGUGCGUGAGUGCGUGCCGUACUUCUUCCUCCUGUCAGAUGGUUUUUCAGACCCAAGGAAAGCGGCGUGGCUGCAGCUGUAUUUGAAGUUGUAAUGGUGUCAAAAAGUCACGGCUGACUGACAGCCGUCAUUCCCAGAGGAGCUCAUUAAAUCAUAAAAAAACUUGACAAGGAAAUAAUUGAGCAUCGCCGACAACUCUGCGCCCGUUUAGAUGUUUUUAUUUUCUUUCAUUAUCAGUUCUGGCUAUUAUGUUCAUUAAGAAAUUGCAUUAAACAACUGUUGGGGGGGGAGGAGGGGGGGGUAAUGAUUUGUUUAUAUCCUUUUUUAUUAUUUAAACAUUAGCCAUGUCGUGAGGCUCCUUGGCUGCCUCGCUAUCAUCUGCUUGGGUUUUUUUUCUCUCUCUCUCUCUCUCUCUCUCUCCCUCUCUCUCUCCCUCCCUCUCUCUCUCCCUCCCCUCUCUGAGCCGCGGGUGCCUUUGGAAUAUGAAAUAGAUUAUUCAUUACCCUCCUCUUUGCCAAUGAUUUGGUUUCAUGUAGUGUCUUCCAUGGAGGAAGAUGAAAACUUGUCAAAAAUAGGUUAUAUCUUAUUCCAAGGGGCAACAACUGCGGCAGGUACAGACACACUUUAAUAUUUAAUUAAGUCUGAUGUUAACCCCCAUAAGUGACUUUAGCUGUGAGUAACAUACAAGCUCUGGAGAGGAAGUUAUUAGUCUUCAUUUGCAGCCUGGACCACAAUCAUCUCGCGUAUCUUAAUCCAGCGCAAAAGACAGCCUUUGUCUUUCCGUCUCUUAAGAGGUUAUCAGAAAUGUGAUCUGAAGAACAAUUGUUUGUUCCAGCCAAUUUUCGAUAGUGCAGUGUCUUUUCGUGCUGUGAAUGCAGUUGUCUCGUUGUUAUUCUUUAUUCCACAUUUGUAAUGAUGAAAACUUAAAAAUGGGGGGAAAAAAAUGAAUACUUAAAAAUAAAUAUAUAUAUAUUUUUUUUUUUUUUGCUGAUUGCAAAACCAGGUAACGUGUAGUCUGCCAUUCAAGUUGUUUGUUUGUUUAUUUGUUUGUUUGUUCCCAGUAAACGCGAAAAGACGACGUGGGGUUGUCACAAUAUUUAGUCAGCGCUGACCGUGUUCUGCUUACACCCCCCCCACGUGUAGGGCGCGUGGAGCUGCUUUCCGCUGAUUUGAAGAUUCUCCCUCCGAAUGAAGCGGACGCUUUAUCGGGUGAUACGCACCUCUCACGCGUUCGUUUUGUGUUUUAAUAGACGCCGAUGUGACAGAUUGCACGCGUUUGAGGGCGUCUUCAGAAGCAGCAGUAAACGGAUAAAUAGAUAACAGUGGGAUCUCAAUGGGAGGCCUGCAUUUCAUCUACGAGCAAGACGCUCGCACAGUCGCUGCCCUACAAGUGUGGCGUGUGUCCAGUGAGAAAUUCACUGUGACGUUUGACAACACCAAUGAGUUUGGCCCCCUUCUCUCUCUCUCUCUCCCCCUCUAUCUUCCUCUCUCUCUCUCCCUCUACCUCUCUCUCUCUCCCUCUGUCUUCCUCCCUCUCUCUCCCUCUGUCUUCCUCUCUCUCUCCCUCUCCCUCUACCUCUCUCUCUCUCCCUAUCUUCCUCUCUCUCUCUCAUGUGUAUAGUCCCUUCAUUGUGUGGCAGUUGUCGGUAGGGGUUCAGUUUUCUGUAAAGCAGGAUUACAUUGUAAAAUUUAGCCAGGAAAUACAGAUUUUUCCUAAAUGGAGUAACACAAUUGCCCAAUCUGUACUGAAUACAUACUUUUGUGACAGUCUAAAACAUGCGUUUGUUGGUUAUUUUUGUCUGCGUGUAAAUACUGCUUAAUUAAAGCAAUUGGAGAGGAAUGACCUCUGGUACAGCACUAUUGUAACAAGCUCCCUGUAAUUGAGCUCUUGUGUUCAUAUUGGUCAGUCGAUUUGGACGUGUUGUAUUUAUCCUUUAAUCUUGGUUGUGUAGAUGAUCUCUCUUUAACCUUCUGCUGUUGUUUUUUUUGUUUAAUAGUGAGCUGUGUAAAUGUGUGGAAUGCAUAUGACCUGUCACAAUGUCAUUAAAAACAGUGUUGCAUUUUGCUGACAAAUA
Conger conger (European conger) is the source of this 5548-nucleotide messenger RNA. RefSeq names its product vesicle transport through interaction with t-SNAREs 1A (gene vti1a). Gene Ontology annotation, molecular function: SNAP receptor activity; SNARE binding. The coding region runs from base 529 to 1203 and encodes 224 amino acids. The transcript is spliced from 9 exons. The record is from RefSeq and is a predicted model, not a curated record. NCBI's taxonomy places the organism in Eukaryota, Metazoa, Chordata, Actinopteri, Anguilliformes, Congridae. Gene Ontology annotation, cellular component: SNARE complex; endoplasmic reticulum membrane; ER to Golgi transport vesicle membrane. Gene Ontology annotation, biological process: macroautophagy; retrograde transport, endosome to Golgi; intra-Golgi vesicle-mediated transport.